UUCACUGUAAAUUCUAACCAUCAUCUGUUUCCACCUGCACAGGCUCUGCAGCUGCCUCAGGACGCUGUGGGCUUCUCUGAAGAUCACUUCCUCCUCCACACCCUUCCCAGCCAGAAGAUAAGGUGUGGAUCAAGAGACACUGAGCUGAGACCCUGGGACCCCGCCAGAAGGCACCACACCUCAUCAUCCUGACCACCCCUGCUGCUGUCAAGGUAGACUGCACCUGGUCUACAGAGUCUGCACCUGGAUACAUCACUCCCAGGUCAAGCGUGCAACUAGAAACAAGACCCGGCUAAAGAAAAGUGGACAGUCACCAAGACCUUAGAGGAUCCGCUAAAGAUAAGAGUAACAUGGGUUUUAACCUAAUGAUGUUGUUUUGUCUGGCUCUAUUCCCUUCUGCUCUUUCCUGGACUCCAAAUAGGAAACCCCCAUUGCUCCAGGCUCCCAAAUCAACCAAACCAGUGCCUAGGGCAUGGAAGUUCCGUGUUAUUGCCAUAGAAAAUCACAACAAGACCAUAGCCUCUGCCUACUGCCCAAUGACAGGAUGUGCAAGUACUAUCAGCCUCACCUUUGAUAUAAGGGACACCUGCCAAGGGAAUUGUAUACAUGACUUCUACAAUGCUAUGACCUCUCCUAUAUAUGUUUGUUUUGUAUAUGAGCAAACUCGCUCAGACUGUAAGGACCCAAAUUAUGGAGGAUGUCCACACUGGGGCUGUAAAUAUCAUAGCACUUGGCCUAGAUGGGGAGGAGAAAAUCCUUCCAGACUCAACUCGGUUGACUGGCAUACUAAGGUCACCUACUCCAUCCCCGACCCCUGGAAUGACAGAUGGAGAACAGGGGUCGAGGGUUUAGUCUAUAGACAUAAUGAGAAGGAUACAGCCUAUGAUGGGAGGACUAAGAUACUAAUCUUUAGAAAGUUAGACAAAUUAAACCCCCAACUUCCUUAA
Messenger RNA from Acomys russatus (golden spiny mouse), 947 nucleotides. Its product is annotated as putative endogenous retrovirus group FC1 Env polyprotein. Bases 351 to 947 code for a protein of 198 amino acids. Lineage: Eukaryota; Metazoa; Chordata; Mammalia; Rodentia; Muridae. The transcript has a single exon. The record is from RefSeq and is a predicted model, not a curated record.